Messenger RNA from Catharus ustulatus (Swainson's thrush), 1303 nucleotides. Its product is annotated as nuclear respiratory factor 1-like. Gene Ontology annotation, biological process: regulation of transcription by RNA polymerase II. The record is from RefSeq and is a predicted model, not a curated record. The transcript is spliced from 9 exons. Gene Ontology annotation, cellular component: nucleus. The coding region runs from base 41 to 1303 and encodes 420 amino acids. Gene Ontology annotation, molecular function: RNA polymerase II cis-regulatory region sequence-specific DNA binding; DNA-binding transcription factor activity, RNA polymerase II-specific. Lineage: Eukaryota; Metazoa; Chordata; Aves; Passeriformes; Turdidae.
CGCGGGCCCGCCGCAGCGCAGCCGCUCUGAGCCCCUCUUGAUGGAAGAGCACGGGGUGAGCCAGGCAGAGCACAUGGCCACCAUCGAGGCGCACGCCGUGGCGCAGCAGGUGCAGCAGGUGCACGUGGCCACCUACACGGAGCACGCCAUGCUGAGCGCCGACGAGGACUCGCCCUCCUCGCCCGAGGACACCUCCUACGACGACUCCGACAUCCUCAACUCCACGGCGGCCGACGAGGUCACCGCGCACCUGGCGGCUGCAGGCCCUGUGGGGAUGGCAGCAGCCGCAGCCGUGGCUACGGGCAAGAAAAGGAAGCGGCCGCACGUGUUCGAGUCCAACCCGUCCAUCCGCAAGAGGCAGCAGACACGGCUGCUCAGGAAGCUCAGGGCCACGCUGGAUGAGUACACCACCAGAGUGGGGCAGCAGGCCAUCGUGCUGUGCAUCUCACCCUCCAAACCCAACCCUGUCUUCAAAGUGUUUGGUGCUGCACCCUUGGAGAAUGUGGUGCGCAAGUACAAGAGCACCAUCCUGGAGGACCUGGAGUCGGCGCUGGCCGAGCACGCCCCGGCCCCUCAGGAGGUGAACUCGGAGCUGCCACCCCUCACCAUCGAUGGCAUCCCUGUCUCCGUGGACAAGAUGACCCAGGCACAGCUGAGAGCCUUCAUCCCUGAGAUGCUGAAGUAUUCCACAGGUCGUGGGAAGCCAGGCUGGGGCAAGGAGAGCUGCAAGCCCAUCUGGUGGCCCGAGGACAUCCCCUGGGCCAACGUCCGCAGCGACGUGCGCACGGAGGAGCAGAAGCAGAGGGUGUCCUGGACCCAGGCCCUGAGGACCAUUGUGAAGAACUGCUACAAGCAGCACGGGCGCGAGGACCUGCUGUACGCCUUCGAGGACCAGCAGACCCCGCAGACCACGACCACGCACAGCAUCGCCCACCUGGUGCCCUCCCAGACCGUGGUACAGACCUUCAGCAACCCUGAUGGCACCGUGUCCCUCAUCCAGGUUGGCACUGGUGCCACGGUGGCCACGCUGGCCGACGCCUCCGAGCUGCCCACCACGGUCACGGUGGCACAAGUGAAUUAUUCUGCAGUGGCUGAUGGAGAGGUGGAGCAGAACUGGGCGACGCUACAGGGCGGGGAGAUGACGAUCCAGACGACGCAGGCCUCGGAGGCCACGCAGGCGGUGGCCUCGCUGGCCGAGGCGGCGGUGGCAGCGUCACAGGAGAUGCAGCAGGGAGCCACUGUCACCAUGGCACUCAACAGGUACCUGGCCACAGCUGCCACAGCUAACACUGUGCAAUGCUGA